AUUAAUAUUCGUUUGUUGCCCGUGUUAAAAUAUGCGUGUGCACAUCGGAACGAACGAAAUCUAUUGACUGUACCACAGCUCCGGACAAUUUAAGAAGCUGGCGACUCAGUUAGCAAUCAACUCAAGUCGAUGUCAUCUUUGCGAUUUUUCUACUUUGGAAAAAGCACUUGCCCGACGUUUAAAACAUUGUGAUCUGAAAAUGUCAGUUUCAAUAAGGAUUUUAGCCUUUUCCUGAAAAGAAAAUAACCUCUGCUAAACCUUCAUGAGUGGUGCAUUAUUGAAUAACAAAAGAAAAUCUUUGUGCAGAAUUAGUUUGUUGUCUUAUAGCGAAUGAACUAAAUGCACGUUUUGUCUCAUCGUAAGAAGAACAGUAAAACUAGUAACGUGAGUUUAACCGAUGAGAACAUUCGAGUAUUGCCAAUCUGAGCAUUCCCCUAUCGUUAGCAGCAGCUUCGAAAGCUGAUAUUGUGAAGCAAUAUCCAGAAAAAUAUAGUACGCAUCUAGCAUAUCUCGAUUUAAUAUCACCCUUCGUUCAGAACCAAUAAUGAUAAUUGCACUUUUGGUUACAUUCACCACGCUCAUAAUUAUAUUUUACUAUUUGAAAAUAGUGAGCGUUGUGGAUUCUGAAAGAAGCUCAGUAAAAGAAACAGAUUCGGAAGAAAAGCUGUUGGAUGAUAUUUCAAAGACGUGAUUGAUGCGUAGACGUGCAUAAACUCAUGCAACUGAAUGUGCCAUUUGCUCGAAGCUUCGGAGCUUCGAGCUAUUAUUUAUUCGAUGGUUUGCUUGCCUUAUUAUCCGGAUCUAGAAGCUCUCAUAAAGCUAGUACACCAACGCCGCACAACAGCAAUAUCCGUUAUUUUAUGUGUUCGAGAAGCGCAACGUUAGAGCGUACGUUAAGUAGUAGAAUAUCAGUGCGGUUGCAUUAUCUGUUGAGCACUUUUUGAGUUAUCGUCUCAGAAGAAUCAAUUAUGACGGCUUCGUAUACUAAAGUCGAUAGAAAUAAUGCUAUUAAAUAUUCGGAGGCUAACCUCACAAUCCUUAAAAUAAACAAAAUCUAUCAAAAGGCUCGCCAUCUGGCAAGCCACCUAGAAUACCAGAUACGUGAUGCAACGGACGACGAUUUUUACGUACCAGCGGCAUUGAGCAAUUCAUCCAAAGUUGUGACAGUCAGCAUAACAAAAAAUUUGUGCGAACUACUUUCAUGUAACCCAGCUAAAGAGAAAUCUAUGUGCCACCCCAAAGAAGCGGCUUCAUAUUAUUACGUGGGCGACGACAAAUACGAUUUACAGUGUCAGCCUGCAUGUUAUAAUAUAACAAAGACAGGGACGUUUGAUGAGAAUGGAAAGCGCACACCAGAUACGCCUAUACUGAAUUGGCACAAUCGGUCUUGUCGUAUCGUAACUCCGAUGGUCACCUCAAUGGAGAAAACCUUUUAUCGUGAUACCACCAAAUAUGUGCCUCGCAAGAACGACAUGCCUACUGGUUUUAGCCGUAUAGACAGUGGAGAUAUUUAUGGCAGUGGUUGGGCAUACAAAUUCAAUAAAACAUAUUGCGAGUAUUAUGAUAAGCGUUUGGAAGCCAAUGGAUGUUGCACACGGUUUUGGUACGAGGAAGUGUUCUCAUUUUUCGGGGGAUACAAUUGGAAAUCGGCGGCACGACAAGCCAGUACUGGAGUACCAUUUAACAUGCCAAAAUUGGAGCCAUUACCCAAAGAUUUACCCAAAAGAUUUACGGUGGAAGGCUGGAAGAAUAAUAACAACGAAAAUUUUAAAGUUCCCGAUUUAAUAGAUACAGCACCAAAAAAUAUUCGUGCCGCAGACAUUAAACAUGAGAGACAUAAACGUGAAGCAGUGUAUCAGCGUGAACGGAAUAUCAACUUGAAUUAUGGCUCCGACAGUGAUGAAACUCAUUUACUACAAGACAGGAUAAAAACCAAGGAGACUUUCAGCGAUAGCAUUGGCGAGUUUUUCCGGCUAACGAUGGAAAGAGAAACGAAUGAUACGAAUAAGCCUUCGAAUGCAUUUGCUACGGAUACGUACACUAGAUUGAUAAAGGGAUUCGACAAAAUAGGGGAAAAAAUGGGAAAUCUCGGGGAUGACUUGAUAAAAGAUAUGGCAUGGUCGCUCGGCGAAAAUGUUGCAUCGGUAGCAGUAGAGGGUAUUACUGUGCGAUCCGUUGGUAAUUUUGUUUAUUAUUUGGGAUCUGAUAUCUUCGCAGCAAUAGAUGGAUUUAUGGGCUCUGGAACAUCAACUAUGGCUUGGACAGUUGUGAACACGGCCCUUCUCGGACUUUACUUCAUGUACGCGGACCCAUUCGGCUACAAAAAUGAAUGGACACCUAAACUUCCCCAGGAAAUGAUGGAAAAAGGUGAGGCAAGCUUGCGUCGUAAGCUAGGCUUGGCUGUUAUUAACUUUGAAUUCGAGAAUCUCGUCCGUGCGGUUCUCACGUACGAAGAAAUCUUGGAUCUGGAAUUUCAAGUAGCGCAGGAUAUAUUUUACUAUCUUGAUGCACUCGAGGUAAAUUCUGACGGUGUGGCCAUUGAUAAAGGUUCACUGAUUUAUUUCGGUAGUCAUAAGCAGAGUACUACGAUCCGAUCGAUGACCAAAGUUUUGGCCUCACGCGUGAAAUUCAACGAAAAAGUAUAUGAAGAAUACAAUCGCGUAUUCAUGAUUCGUGUUGAUGUUAAUCGGUACAUGAAUCGUGCCUCGCUGGGCGCCAUUAUCGGGGCUGGUGUCUUUACUCUGCUCUAUUUACCUAUUCUUGCAGUAUUUUUCUUCUUCGUCGCUUUGAUUUUACUAUCCAUUGGACGCCUCUCACUACAGAGUAAUCUCCUCGUCGAUGCUCUUCUCGAAAUACGCGGUCACCAUAAUACCAAGGAAACCAGUGCUAAAUCAAUAAAAUAGUAAAAUAUUUAUGCUUUAAAGUCACAAAGCUGUAUGAACGAUGCACUAAACGUUCUACUCACGAUAAACACAUAUUAACCUCAAAAUCUUUUGCUCCUCGCAUGAAUUCGUAGUCGAUUUUAUGGCUGGACCGGACAUGCAAUCAACAUUAGUUUUCAUGAACAGACAGUCAGUUGCGUUACAUGGGAGCCAAUGUUGAUACAAUAAAAUAAAAAAACAAAAUCAAUUGCUCGAUGGACAUGAGAAAAACAACUUGCUGAAAUAAUAAAUCUAAAAGAACUCUGAAAACAUGACUUGUUUUUUCGUGUGAGAAGUUCUUGUGCGGCAUCAUUGAAAAGGUAGCAAUUCAUAAAAGGACAUCGAAAUGUCGGGUAUGUCAACAAUAUCGGAAAAAUCGAACGAUGUGAAUGUGAUUUUUUUUU
Molecule: messenger RNA, 3325 nt
Organism: Venturia canescens
Lineage: Eukaryota; Metazoa; Arthropoda; Insecta; Hymenoptera; Ichneumonidae
Exons: 1
Coding region: 969-2903 (644 amino acids)
Biological process (GO): viral life cycle
Source: RefSeq, marked provisional